Toxorhynchites rutilus septentrionalis is the source of this 1123-nucleotide messenger RNA. Its product is annotated as tRNA-uridine aminocarboxypropyltransferase 1. NCBI's taxonomy places the organism in Eukaryota, Metazoa, Arthropoda, Insecta, Diptera, Culicidae. Bases 56 to 1060 code for a protein of 334 amino acids. The record is from RefSeq and is a predicted model, not a curated record. The transcript is spliced from 2 exons. Gene Ontology annotation, cellular component: nucleus. Gene Ontology annotation, biological process: tRNA modification. Gene Ontology annotation, molecular function: tRNA-uridine aminocarboxypropyltransferase activity.
ACAAAACAACUUGUGGGCUGUCUGUAGAUCCCAUAUAUGUGAAAUAGUAAACACGAUGGAGAAAGCAGGUGAGACACUACCACCGCCACCAGUGCAAAAUCCAUUUGCCGGAAUGAAGAUCUUGGACGCGGAAUUUCUAAAGGACGUUCCGGGUAGGAGUGCCUGUACAGUAUGUGGAAAAUCUAGAAAGUUCUUCUGUUACCAUUGUUACGUUCCGGUAGCCGAUUUACAGGACAAAAUACCAUUCGUUCAGCUUCCAAUUCAGAUUGAUAUUAUCAAACACAAGAACGAGAUUGAAGGAAAAAGUACAGCCGCACACGCGGCUGUUUUGGCCCCCGGCAAAGUCAAAAUCUACACAUACCCUGACAUACCGGACUACCGCCAGGAGGAUGGAGUCGUAUUAAUCUUUCCCACUCCAAGCGCUAUGACAGUGGCAAGCUUGUUCAGUGGAGAACCCCUGAAAGUGAAGGACAAUUAUGGCUUGCCAAAGGGACACCAUAUGGGUACGCUAUUGCGAUGUCGAUUGAAUGAUAUUGUUGUUGAGUCCAACAGCGAGUCAAAAAAUCGGGAGCUGCUGCUCCGGUUUCCUGUCCGAAAAGCAGUAUUUAUCGACAGCACGUGGAGUCAGUGCAGAGGCAUUUAUAAGGACGAGCGAGUUAGCUGUUUGAGAACAGUAGUUAUUCAGAAUCGGAUCUCACAAUUCUGGAGACACCAGAAAAAUAGCCCCCGAUGGUUUCUAGCGACAGUCGAGGCCAUUCAUCAGUUUAUGAUAGAACUUCAUAUAACUGCAUAUGGACUGGACUCGCGGUACGAAGGACUCAAACAUUUAGGCUAUUUGAAUUUGCCCCAAGACAAAAUUGUCCAUUUAGACGGUGAAGAACAAACGAAAUCUGAACCAAAACCAUACAAUGGCCAAUAUGAUAAUUUGCUGUUCUUCUUUCUACAUAUGUACAAUUUAAUUCAUGAAUAUUAUGAACAUCAUACGCUCAGAGCGUAUCGUAGACCAUUGUUCCUGGAGGACAAAUACCAGAAACAGUUGCAGAACAAUUCACCUCAGUGAACUAAAUUAACAAUUAAAUUCGUAAUAAACAUUCUGUUUUUACGCCUCUAUUUAUUGUUUUAG